AUGCGGCGACGACCCUCGCCAAACCGCAUCACCCGCUUUAAUGUCGCCGCUUUCGCCUUUCUCCUGGGUAUCUUCUGGCUUGCACAGUCAUGGACAUGCGCGGAUCCCACUCAUAAUCACGGCAAGGAUGAGGAGACGUCAAAGGUACCUCUCGAGGUGCACAUAAUGAGCAAAUGCCCCGACGCGAGAGAUUGCCUCGAACAGCUUGUCGUGCCUACAAUGGCAAAUGUCUCCGACAAGGUAGACUUUAAAUUGUCGUUUAUCGGAACAACCACCGACGACGACGAUGGCGUCAAGUGCAUGCACGGCCAGACCGAGUGUCUCGGUAACAUCCUAGAGCUCUGCGCCGCUUCCGAGUACCCGGAUCCCAAGAUCUACCUUGGAUUCACAAUGUGCCUGUCUCGCCAGUAUGAACGGAUACCGAAGAAGGAUCUGAUCGAGGAUUGCGCAUUAGAGCAUGGCAUCGACUUCGACACAUUAAACCAUUGUAUGAGCAGGGACGAUGGUGCAUAUGGAAUGGAUAUGCUCAGGAAAAGCGUGCAGCGAAGUGCCAAGUUGGGCGUAUCAACCAGCUGUACAAUUCGUCUGAAUGGGAAAACGAGAUGCGUAGUCGACGGUGGAGAAUUCAGGGACUGUGACGACGGUUCAGAACCCAAGGACCUCAUUCGAGAUAUCAAGGACCUGUACGACGAAGCUCGGGGCUGGUCUGAUUGA
Aaosphaeria arxii CBS 175.79 is the source of this 714-nucleotide messenger RNA. RefSeq lists its product as uncharacterized. Gene Ontology annotation, molecular function: oxidoreductase activity, acting on a sulfur group of donors, disulfide as acceptor. NCBI's taxonomy places the organism in Eukaryota, Fungi, Ascomycota, Dothideomycetes, Pleosporales. Bases 1 to 714 code for a protein of 237 amino acids. The record is from RefSeq and is a predicted model, not a curated record. The transcript has 3 exons.